AUGAUAAUAUUGCCGUUUUUCUGUGUCCUCCUUGUGUUUAAUGUAUUUCACAUCACGACACAACAGGAUGUUGACGCCACUGCUGUGUUUUUUCAACCGGAGCAGAUUCAUCUGUCCUUCGGAGAGACAUUGAAUGAUAUAGUCGUAACAUGGUCCACACGGAAUGCCACAAGCAAGUCGAUUGUGUUUUACGGCGACAACUUCAGGAACUCAAAAACAAUUAAAAAGGCAGAGGGAUCUUCGGUACUUUUUGUGGACGGUGGGCCGAAGAGCUCCAGUCAGUACAUUCACAAAGUUGCUAUCAGCGGGCUUAAACCGAAAACACGCUAUGUAUACAAUUGUGGCAGCGAUGAAGGUUGGUCGGCCACAUAUUCCUUCGUUGUUCCGCCGUCGGGCGAGAGUUGGUCACCAUCCCUGGCCAUAUACGGAGAUAUGGGAAACGAAAACGCACAAUCUCUGUCUCGAUUACAACAGGACACACAAAGAGGAAUGUACGAUGCCAUCAUUCAUGUCGGGGACUUUGCUUACGAUAUGGACACAGACAAUGCAGAGGUGGGGGAUGCGUUUAUGCGCCAAAUCGAGACCAUAGCCGCCUACGUACCGUACAUGGUUUGCCCGGGCAACCACGAAGAGAAAUACAACUUCUCUAAUUACAAAACGAGAUUCAGUAUGCCUGGAGGCCAUGACAGCUUAUGGUACAGUUUCAAUUUGGGACCGGUUCACUUUGUUUCCUUCUCCACUGAGGUAUACUAUUUCCUCAACUACGGCUACAAGUUGCUAACGAAACAAUACGAAUGGUUGGAGAAUGACUUAAAGGAAGCGAAUAAACCGGAAAAUAGAGCCAAGCGUCCAUGGGUAAUUACCUACGGCCAUAGACCCAUGUAUUGCAGCGAUGACAAGGAGUAUGACUGCAAUGAAAAUCUGGAGACGUACAUUCGUCAAGGCUUGCCCAUUGUGAAAAUGUUCGGCCUAGAAGACAUGUUCUACAAAUAUGGCGUUGAUGUGGAAUUCUUUGCUCACGAACAUUUCUACACCAGGUUGUGGCCAAUUUAUGAUUUUAAGGUUUACAACGGUUCGGCUCAAAAUCCGUACACCAAUGCCAAAGCCCCUAUUCAAAUAAUCACUGGCUCUGCAGGCUGCAAUGAAAACCGGGAACCCUUUUCAAAGGAACUGCCCGAGUGGAAUGCCUUCCACAGUAAUGAUUAUGGAUAUACGCGCAUGAAGGCCUAUAACGCAACCCAUCUGUAUUUUGAACAAGUUUCUGACGACAAGGAUGGAGAUAUCAUCGAUUCCUUCUGGAUUAUAAAAGACAAGCACGGGUCCUACACUGAUAUGUGA
Musca vetustissima is the source of this 1338-nucleotide messenger RNA. RefSeq names its product acid phosphatase type 7-like. NCBI's taxonomy places the organism in Eukaryota, Metazoa, Arthropoda, Insecta, Diptera, Muscidae. Bases 1 to 1338 code for a protein of 445 amino acids. The record is from RefSeq and is a predicted model, not a curated record. The transcript is spliced from 4 exons. Gene Ontology annotation, molecular function: metal ion binding; acid phosphatase activity.